GAACAACCCACACUUUGAGGUCAUGUCUAAAUGCAGUAGCAUUCAUCUGCAGUCUUCGAAGAAGUUCGGCAAUGCAGUGACGUGUAGAAAGGUCUUAAGCCCUUUGCAAGGACUAGGAAGUUCAACUUCUUCGCUCACAAUAGCUUGGACAAACCCUGGACUUGGCAGCACCAGAAUUUAGCUCUGCGUCGUCUGUUUGAAAACUGUGACCUAUAGAACGCUGCCCUCAAUCUUUGACAUCUAUAACUUAUCGAUAAGAAACAAAUAUUUUGGCAGCGAUGUUUGACAUCAGAGGAGCGAUCUUUGCCCUCUUGCUCGUGUCAGGGGAAGCUCUAUCAGACGAUGUUUGGUUCCAGCAGCAGGAUUUUGCGGGAGCGUUACGAAUUCUCGACGAAACUCGCAGGUUGGAGCCCCAGAAAUCCGCCGAAGCCUUGCGGGUGUGGAAAGAUGCGACUUGGAAGGCGGCGGUGGCUGCCUACGACGCCGCAAAGGCGAGAUCUGAUGAAGACAUGGCCGUGCCGUCUCACAACGUGUCGGAAGCCUGUAGGAACGCGACGUUCCGGUACCAGGAGGACCUCCUACAUGGGAAGAUGUACGCCUUACAAAUGUUUGAUGCAGCCGGAAAGUUGCCGAGUGGGUUUUUUGAGGGGAACCUGAACUGGUGGGGCCUGUACAGCCAGUGUACAAACAUCACAGCCAAGGGUUACGGAGAAAACAUCAACUUUGAUGCCAAAUACUGGACUGCAACCAUUGGACCAGUGAUUGCGAAGCCACUGCUGUACCUGCGAGUUGGAGUUUGUGUCCCUGACACCUGCAGCAGGAAUGAUGUGAUUGAAUGGUUAGAUGGCAGUAUCCUGAUGAGGCUGUUGUUACGAGAGGGAAUCACAGUGGUGGACGCAAAAAGUCUGACAGUUUGGACAACUCUACCCAGGACUACACUAGCUGUCAUAUGUAUUGUGAGCAUCGUUGUGGCACUAAUGAUCGCUGGAACACUCUACGACGUCUUCAAGCCCAACCACAUCUCUCGGCCAAUAUGGAAGGUCCAUCAGCCAAUCAGCAACGAGUAUACAAAUGGAGCAGUCACCGAGACAACUCCACUCAUCAACGAUACCUCAGUGACAAGACAAGCUGAGAAGGUGAUAGUGCCUUCUGCUCAGGAAAGGCCAUUGUGUAAGCUCCUCCUGGCCUUCUCCGUCCGAACCAACACCCGGAAGCUGCUGUCUACGCGGGAGUCUCCCGACAGCCUGGGGUGUCUGCACGGGAUCCGCUUCCUCAGCAUGACCUGGGUCAUCCUGGGACACACCUUCGGGUUCGUGAUAGACUAUCUAGACAACCCACUUUUUGGUCUGAAUAUCAUGAAACGUUUCAGCUUUGAGCCAAUUCUGAAUGGGUUCCUCUCAGUGGACUCCUUCUUUUUCCUAAGUGGAGUCCUGAUGGCCUAUCUGAUGCUGCUGCAGCUGGAUAAGUACAGAAGGGAGGGUCGCAGGUUCCCCUACUGGCUGCUGUAUGUGCACCGAUACUGGAGACUGACUCCAGUCUAUGCGUUUGUGUUGAUGCUGUGGGUGUGGGUUUACCCUUACAUCAUGACCGGUCCUGCCGCCACCACCGCCGCCGAUCCCGGCUGUCUCAAAAACUGGUGGUACAACUUUCUCUACAUCAACAACUUCUUAGACAUGGUCACAGGAAAAGAGUGCAUGGGCUGGACCUGGUACCUGGCUAAUGAUAUGCAGUUCUUUGUCAUCAGUGUACCAAUCAUCUGGAUCACAUUCAGGUAUUUCCUGGUGGGAAUGAUCACCCAGGUUGUUCUGCUGCUGGCCAGUUUUGGAGCGACAAUCGGCCUGGCCAUACACUACAACCUGCAACCCACCAUGUCAUCAGCUGGACAAAACCCUGAUGCGAUGAACCUGUACUACCAGAAGCCGUACUGUAGGAUCGGACCGUACCUGGUGGGAACCAUGCUGGGCUAUCUGCUCUACAGAACCAGGGGGCAGGUCCGCAUGCACAAGGCAGUAGCAUUGUUAGGCUGGCUGGCAGCUACAGGAAUCUGCAUGGGUGUUGUGUAUGGACUGUACAACCAUCUUACUCAGGGGGUGGUUCUGAGUCGACCUGUGGCCAUCCUGUACCUGACUGUACACCGGACUGCCUGGGGAGUGGGGCUGGCCUGGGUCGUGUUUGCCUGCGUCAAUGGCUACGGAGGUAUAAUCAACACCAUCCUGUCGUGGAAAGCUUGGAUCCCCCUCAGCCGCCUGACGUACUGCGCCUACCUGGUACAUCCCAUGGUCAUUUUCAUUGUCUACCAGGACCAGAUGGAGGCCAAUAUACACUACUCUGACAUCCUGCUGGCGUACUAUUUUGUGGGGCAUGUGGUGUUCUCCUACGCCGUGGCUUACAUCGUCAGCAUGAUGGCAGAAGCUCCCAUGAGGCACCUGGAGAAACUGGUGCUGAAACAAGACACCUGAGAUCAUAGGCUACUCUAGAGGUAGAAAUGAAUGAAUGAAUGGAUGAAGGAUUGAAUAAAUGAAAGGAGUAAUGGUAUAGGGAUUGAAAGAUUUUACAAAUGAAUGAAUGGUUGAAAGGGACACUUUUAAUGAAGCAGUAUAUGACACUAAAUAGUGGAAAUUUAGUUUCAAUGAGUGGAUGGCUAUGGAUGGAUGGAUGGAUGGAAGGAUGGAUAGAUGGAUGGAUGAGUGAAUGGAUGGAAGGAUGGAUAGAUGGAUGGAUGGAAGGAUGGAUGGAUCACUUAUCACGAAUAGUUAAAGUUAGAAUAUCUGUUACAUUAUAUGUGCACUACUAGCUAUUGAAAAAGCAUUCAUUGACUCAAUCUGAUUGACAUUCCUUCAACUUUGUGUAAAAUAUACCAAAUGUUGUAAGUUACAUUGCAUUAAGUUAAAUCUUUUAACAUAGUUUUGGAGUUGUAUAUAUGGCUUUCAUUAGUCUCAUAUGUUUAGACUUUUAGCUGUGUGCUGAAGCUGUUUAAGGUGUGCUGCUAUAUCCAAGACCAAAUUACUGCUGUGCUAGUUUGCUUUAUUCUAUAUUAAGAAUAUUUUUAAUAAGAAACUAAGCUUUAUUCAGCUUCUCACUGUUUGUAAAGAAUUAAAGAUUUUUUCUUGCAAUAAUUAAUGUUUAAGAUAAUGUAAAUGACAUAUAAAGCUUUAUCUUUUUCUGCAACUUUUACAAAGAGUUAUAUUUGAUUUUUAAAUAACCUCUGAUGAUAGUGUAUUGCAGAUACAAAAAAUCUUUAUCUUAGGUUAAUGUUAACAUUUCCAUAGAAGAUAAAAUGCUUUGCAAGUACUUUAAUUUUACAUAGAAAAUGUGUGUAUAUACUUGGUACUCUGAAGCAUUUUGAAAGGGUUUAAGAUAUAGUCGCUACAAUUAAAGUGAAUCAUUUGUUUUUA
Branchiostoma belcheri (Belcher's lancelet) is the source of this 3395-nucleotide messenger RNA. Its product is annotated as nose resistant to fluoxetine protein 6-like. The record is from RefSeq and is a predicted model, not a curated record. Gene Ontology annotation, molecular function: acyltransferase activity, transferring groups other than amino-acyl groups. The transcript is spliced from 15 exons. NCBI's taxonomy places the organism in Eukaryota, Metazoa, Chordata, Leptocardii, Amphioxiformes, Branchiostomatidae. Bases 279 to 2459 code for a protein of 726 amino acids.